This is a messenger RNA of Sardina pilchardus (European sardine), 1188 nucleotides long. Its product is annotated as CMRF35-like molecule 8. The transcript has 6 exons. NCBI's taxonomy places the organism in Eukaryota, Metazoa, Chordata, Actinopteri, Clupeiformes, Clupeidae. The record is from RefSeq and is a predicted model, not a curated record. Gene Ontology annotation, cellular component: plasma membrane. The coding region runs from base 148 to 888 and encodes 246 amino acids. Gene Ontology annotation, molecular function: transmembrane signaling receptor activity.
AGGAUCAGUAAUAGAUAGAUAGAUAGAUAGAUAGAUAGAUAGAUAGAUAGAAAUGGAGGGGGAAAUACCCUCUAGAGGAAAACAUUUCUUUCAGUGACUUUAGAAAGCCAACAUUUACUGCCUUCUUGUCCCACACCAAGGGAAGACAUGGAGACACCUUUGAUCUUCUUCUUCUGUCUGCUUGCUGGUGUUCAUCCUGUGGAGUCUGUAAUCCCGGUGACUCGAUAUGUAGGCCAAUCAGCAGUAAUCAGAUGUUCCUAUGAAAAUAAAUAUGGAAGCAAGUCCAAGUACCUCUGCAGAGGGUCAUGUCCUGUCAUUGUAGGUAAAGACAUUCCAAUCAGGACUGAAGCAGGUCAGACCCAUGCCACCAAAGGGAGAUUCUCUCUGCAUGAUGACACCACUGCUGGAGUCUUCUCUGUGACCAUCACUGGACUGACUGCAGAGGAUUCUGGACAGUACUGGUGUGGGAUUACAACAGGACUUGGACUCACUGAUGUGUUUACUGAAGUGGAGUUAAAUGUUAUAAAAGAGUCCUCUCCCUCCCCAAAGCUGAUCCAGAUUUCUGCACCGUCUCCGGUGUUGCCCUCAUCCACGUCUCCUUCUGGGUUCACUGCAGUAGAGCAGAGUGGUGCACCAGAAUAUUCUACUGAGACACUUCCCAACAGAGAAUCUGCACUUACCCUGACCUACUGGACUGUACGUGUGACCAUCAUCUUGUCAGUGUUGGUACUGGCUGCUGUCUGCUUUAAAACUUGCUACAGGAAAACCAACAGCCCUCAUGUGUCUGAAGAAAGAAAUCCAUGUGAUUCCACCCAAGUGAACAGCACUGGCAUCAUUGGACAUUCUGGUGAAGGCACAGCUGAAACGGUCUCAACCUCUGUGCUCUAAGACUACAGCACCCAUAAUGCAAUGUGUUUACAGUUUUUCUCAAAUGCUAAAACACAAAAGCCAAUCCUCUAAACCAAAUGACCAGUUGUCUAAACACAUUUACUAAAUCUAGCCACAAUUUUUCAAUACCAUAAACACAUUUCACAUGAAGACACAAUUCUCAAAACACAAUCCUCCGUUCUCAUAAAUCUAAGCACAUUUUUCCUUGCUAAAACACAUGUUGCAAAACAUAUUCUCAAAUGAAAGCUCAUGUGAUGCAAAAUUCUUGCCACAGUCAGCAAUAACUGAACACAAUGAACA